Messenger RNA from Acanthochromis polyacanthus (spiny chromis), 1678 nucleotides. Its product is annotated as protein lifeguard 4. The record is from RefSeq and is a predicted model, not a curated record. Gene Ontology annotation, biological process: negative regulation of apoptotic process. NCBI's taxonomy places the organism in Eukaryota, Metazoa, Chordata, Actinopteri, Pomacentridae. Gene Ontology annotation, cellular component: membrane. Bases 137 to 676 code for a protein of 179 amino acids. The transcript is spliced from 6 exons.
UCCUUACUACAACACUGUCGCCGACGUACACGUCAAACCUGAGCGUCUUCGUGAUGUCCAGUUCUUCCGCCUUUUAAUGAAUCCACAGUAACAAACUAGCUUUCGCUGUCUAGAGAGAAAACGUUACCGUAACAGGAUGAGCAGUGAAAAAUACCCCAAGUCUUCUAUUGAAGACGACUUUAACUACGGGACUAAUGUUGCUACGGCCAGUGUCCAGAUCCGGAUGGACUUCCUCAGGAAGGUGUACACCCUCCUGAGCUUGCAGAUCAUCUUAACCACAGCCACCUCGGCUCUCUUCAUGUUUUCUCAAAGCAUCAAAGAUUUUGUCCAUGGCAGUCCUGCUGUGGUUUUGGUUUCUGCUCUGCUCUCUCUGGUUCUUCUGCUGGCCCUGGCAGUUUACAGGCACCAACAUCCAGUCAACCUCUACCUGCUGCUUGUUUUUACUUUACUGGAGGCAGUUUCUGUGGGAACAGCGGUGACCUUCUAUGAAUACUCUACAGUACUUCAAGCAUUGUUCCUGACCUGUGCUGUGUUUACUGGACUAACAAUCUACACGUUCCAGUCCAAGAGAGACUUCAGCAAAAUGGGUGCAGGGCUCUUCGCCUGCCUUUGGAUCCUCAUCAUUGCUAGCUUUAUGAGGGUGAGUGAAACUAAUUUAAACAUCUAUUUCAUCUGAAAGAAACAACAAGAGACAAAAGGACUGGGUUCAUUGUGUGUCUGUAGUGUUUUACUGCUUGAACUUUCAGGUAAACUGUGGGUACAGAAGUGUGUUUAUAUGAAUAUAUGACAUCGAGGCAAUGAGAGAAAAUGUUUGACUUUUAGAACAUUGAUUAAAUGUUGGUCAUGAGUAGAGGCUGUGGAACAGGAUUGAUAUUCAUGGCCUUGCAGUGUAGAACAGCUUUAACCUCCCCUCAUGCUGACAGGGUGGCAAACAUUAGGAUUUUAUUGAGUUUGAUUCUGAGUUUAGUUCUGCUUGUCAAUUCCAGUUCUGAAUAAUUGUUUAAAUGUUGUUUUAUACAAAGGACAUAUGUAGUUCACAGGAGAAUGAUUUGGUCAGGUCUUUAUUCAGGUUAUGACAUAUUUAGUGUCAGACAGUUCAUGGAAGCUGUAAAUUCAUUUUCUACUGUUUAACUUGGCUGCUGUUAUUAAAUAUGAUUUUAUUGUACUGUUUUCAUUCAGUGUACUGUAAUACUGUCAUCAGUCACAGUGACAGCAUGGCUAAGGUCUAAAAAACCACUAACUUGCAAUGUGUACAGCUGCUGCCCAUGUUAGUGAGCAGUAGGGAUGUCUGAGCAUGUGACCUCACUAAAUACAUCUACAAAAGUCAAAGCUUAGUUCAGGCUAGCAGGCAUAAAAAUCCCCAACUUAAAAACUGGUAUUCUUUAGAAAAACAGAAAUAUCUGCCCUGUCAGGUAGUAAGAACAAAACCCCCAGGAACUCAGUGUAGAGGAGGCCUGAAAACAGAACUAUGAGGCUAUAUCUGACAGUCCAGGACAAGUCAUUUAUGGUUUCCACCACCCAGCAGCAGAGUUGUCAGAUUUACUGUUGUAGCAUGUCCACAUACAUCUGCAUUUCCUCCUCUUUUUCUGCUGUCUCAUCGUCUCCAGUGGAGACAUUUUUGAACUUUUGCACAGAGGUGUUUGUUAAACAAUUAAACAACAGGUCCAAACAUUCUAGU